AUGCCUUUCAAUGGUACGAGCUCUCUUUAUUCCACUCAGAUUAGCAAGAACAAGAACAAGAACGACAGUGCCUUCUCGCACUGGCUUCUCUCUGAAUGCGGCCAUUAUAGGCGCUGCGACCUCGAGCAAUGGGGUGUGGAUAUUAAGGCCGCGAAGCCGGUAACUUUGAAGAAAUUGGUUGUGCACGGCUGGUCCACCGGAGAGGUAAAGAGCGAGUAUGUAAUAGGCGAUUAUAAGGUGAAAUUCGGAACUCCGGACUACAACAACUUCAAACGGAUUUACAUUCACAAAACUACUGAAAUUAGUCUUCGAAGGGCCUGCCAUCGAUGUAGAGGCAGGUGUUACCCAAUCCGAAAACGUUCAGCGACAGCCGAUCUGAUCGUCGCUGCUGAUGGCAUUCGUUCUUCCUCCCGCGGCCUCAUAAACUGCGGUUUCGGGCUCGAUGGUUAUAUUUCCAAUGAAUCAAUCGAGUACUGGGGAGGGUUUGGCAUUGACAAGAUUGCCAUGUCGCGGUGCAGCAAUGAUGAUGUCGUAAGCUGCUACUGCUUCUACCCGGCAGCCUAUAACGAGCUCCGUGAAGACGGGUGGAAUAUCUCGACUACACCACAACAGUUGGUAGAUACGUUCCCUGACCUGGAUCCAAGGAUGAAGAUGUUAAUGCUAAAUGCGGAGGAUAUCAAAAUGUGGCAUUUGUAUCGACGCCAACCAUAUCCCUACCGGGUAAAAGGUAAGUUUUGUCUCCUUGGUGAUGCUGCCCAUCCAAUGAUGCCGGACCAAUCUCAAGGAUCAUGUAUGGCUUCCGAAGAUGCCGGAGCUUUAGGCCUGAUUUUCAAUCGUACUUUCCGUGAAAAGUACAGUAUCACAAAAGGAUUGGGUGUCUACCAAGCAUUGCGCAAGCCGCGAGCGACCCACGAUCUCAGCGAACGCAUUGGGUGGAGCUCAUCGGCCGAUCGACCUGGGAAGUUGACAAUUGGGGAAAUCUGUGGAUACGAUAUGCAGAAACACUUGGACGAGUUGCUUGCUUCCAAUAGAAGGUAA
Aspergillus alliaceus is the source of this 1038-nucleotide messenger RNA. RefSeq names its product FAD-dependent oxidoreductase. Bases 1 to 1038 code for a protein of 345 amino acids. The record is from RefSeq and is a predicted model, not a curated record. Gene Ontology annotation, molecular function: FAD binding; monooxygenase activity. The transcript is spliced from 9 exons. NCBI's taxonomy places the organism in Eukaryota, Fungi, Ascomycota, Eurotiomycetes, Eurotiales, Aspergillaceae.